Cyprinodon variegatus (sheepshead minnow) is the source of this 1538-nucleotide messenger RNA. RefSeq names its product TWIST neighbor (gene polr1f). The transcript is spliced from 4 exons. Gene Ontology annotation, biological process: DNA-templated transcription initiation. Bases 11 to 1141 code for a protein of 376 amino acids. Lineage: Eukaryota; Metazoa; Chordata; Actinopteri; Cyprinodontiformes; Cyprinodontidae. The record is from RefSeq and is a predicted model, not a curated record. Gene Ontology annotation, cellular component: RNA polymerase I complex.
UGCUUGCAGCAUGGCGAACUUGGAGCAUGCUGAAGACGACCAGAACCACGUGAAAAUGCCAGGUGAAUUCCCCGCUGCUGGUUCGCCAGUCAAACCGGGUCAAGAGUCCUGCGGACCGGCUGGACCCGUGGGCGCCAUCCCGUCUUUCUCGGCUGCCUCGGAGCUGCUGUCGGCUCCGUACUCCUGCCUGGUCCUGAACUCCCACCGGAGGCACAUCGUGUUGCCGCCUGUCUAUCUGAACAAGAAGAGGACGGGGAUACAGGAGGAGCUGGACGCCGAGCUACUUAAGUUCUCCCGCUGUCUACAUGGAGUUCCUUUAGCAUAUGACAACAUCAGGAUCACUAAACAACAUGGAGACAUUUACGACGACAGCGGCUACAUUCACCUGGACAUCGAGGCUAACUUCAUUGUGUUCCAGCCCAAGAAGGGACAGAAACUCCUGGGUAAGGUGAAUAAACUCGGAGUGAGCCAUGUAGGCUGCCUUGUUCACGGCUGCUUCAACGCCAGCAUCCCCAAACCCAAUCUCGUCUCCGUGGAAACAUGGAGGGACGCAGGGCCGAGGAUCGGCACGGAGCUGGAGUUUAAGGUGACAGCGCUGGAUGCCGACUCUGCAGGGGUGCUGCUAAUUAGGGGACAACUCCAGAGGACAAGCGUCCAGGAGCUGAUGGCUUUGAGUGAAAACCCAGAGUCAAGCUUUCCUGCUGGUCAGCAAGAACCACGGGAUGCAGAGCCGGCCCCAGAGUCACAGGAAACAGAACCGGUCCCAGAUCUGACCCAGCAAUGCCACGAGGACAUGCCCAAGAAGAAAAAGAAGAAGAAGAAGGAGAAAAUCAAAGAGGAAGAGACAGAAGAACAGAUAACAAGGAUAGCACCAAACAAGCUGCACCUCCUAGCAGCACCGGCUCUGAACGGGUCUGCAGAGAACGCAAACAGCGGGGACACUCCGGAGAAAAAGAAGAAAAAGAAAAAGGAGAAACAUGUUAAAGAAGAGGAGGAGGAGAUAGAGGUGUCUGGCAUGGAGAGCCAAAGUAGCUUUAGUGACAAACCAAGCAAAAAAAGAAAAUUGGAAAGCAGGACUGAUCCGUCAGAUGAUGAAAUAACGCCGAAAAAAUCCAAGAAGAAGAGAAAAAGUGAUGUUUAGGUUUUCACCUGAAUUAUGUAAUUGUUUGUUAACAUAGCCUCCUUUUCUGGGCCAGUUUUAAAACAUUUAAUUUAAUAAAAGUCCUUCACAGAAACUCAUCUCUGGUGGCCUUACUCAGUGGGAUGUAGUUCCAUACACUGCCUGAUGGUGGAGCAAAAGCACCAUAAAUAAACACAGUGGAAGGCAAAAAUCAGGGGCUGAACACUUGUCAAACCUGACAUGAAAGUAACUCCCAUUCCUCUUGUGCCUUUUUUCGGACUUCCUCCCCAGGAAUGAACUGUUUUGAAAAAACUUGUCUUAAAAGUGAGUUUGGAUGAAUCCUCUUUAUAACGCUUGUGGCAAAGUUACAGUGAACACAGGAUUUGUCCAUUUCUCUGGAGUGUUCUAUUUGCUACAA